GUGGGAGACGCUCAAUUAGCCGCUAAUUAGGAAGCUUGUGGCGGACUCCGAGGGUGAUUCAUCACGGUGCUUAACGGUCGGCGGCGGAGGGAGGAAGGAAAAAAAAAAAAAGAGAAAGAAAGAAAGAAAACCUGGAGAAGAAAGCCGCGGGACCGAGGUGUGGAGGUAACGAGGGGACCUCUCAGUGUGGACGGGGACAGACACUUUGUGGGACGGAGGGACUCUUUAUACCAAAAGGACCGAAACAUAAACGGGGUGUCGGGAGGACUCGGGCAGACAUGUCGGAAAGCGCCGGCUGCGAGUUUGAAAUCGACGUGGAGAGCCUGGAGACGGAGGGCGACGACGCGCUCACCGGCCGCGCGGCCCCCUCCGCCUCCGCCGCCGCCGCCUCCGAGGACGACGGGGACGGCGGCCCGGCGGCCGAGGACAAGCCGGGCCCCGGCGGCCCGUGUCCGGGGGACCAGAGGAAGCUGAGCCGCACGCCCAAGUGCGCCCGCUGCCGCAACCACGGCGUGGUGUCCUGCCUGAAGGGACACAAGCGCUUCUGCCGCUGGAGGGACUGCCAGUGCGCCAACUGCCUGCUGGUGGUGGAGCGGCAGCGGGUGAUGGCGGCGCAGGUGGCCCUGAGGAGGCAGCAGGCCACGGAGGAUAAGAAGGGCGUCUCGGGGAAGCCCAUCGCGGCGGAGAGGAGGACGAUCUACCAGCGCCACAUUCGACCGUCCACCAUGCUCGCCAAGAGCAUCCUGGAAGGGUACCGCCCGGUGCAGUCCGAUCCGUUCCUCGCGGCCAACGCGUCCCUCCCCCCGCCGCUGAGCGACCGCAUGAGGAAGAGGAGGGCCUUCGCCGACAAGGAGCUGGAGACCAUCAUGCUGGAGCGGGAGUACAAGGAGCGAGAGCUGCUGGAGACCGGCCAGGCGGCGUCGCUGCUCUUCCCCGGCGCCGUGACCCACCACCACCACCACCGCCGCGCCGCCGCCGCCGAGUACAACUACAAGACGUCCUACUCGCCGGCGGCCCCCGCCGAGCCUCAGCCCAAAGAGCUGUGCGGCUUCCUGGGGCCCAACUGCCUGGACCUGUCCAUGCCGUACCCGGCCGGCCCGGCCAACGUGGAGCUCAUCUCCUCCAACGUCAGCGUGGCCACCACCUACCGCCACUACCCGCUGCAGCCGGCGCGCGGCAGCGGCGGCGGCUUCAUGAUGUGGCCCCGCGGGGCGGCCCACCUGGGCGACGCCCUGCUCUACCAGCAGUGCCUGUUCAACGCCGCGGCGGGGCCCGGCGCCAAGCCGGCGUGGGAGCAGAAGGAGAGCCAGCAGCUGGAGCCGGAGGACGAGCCGGAAGGGUCACGGGCGGCUCAGCUCCCGCCGCCGCCGUCGCCGGACCCUCAGCGGGCGGACGCCAAGGCCCCCGGCGCGGCCCGGCAGCGCUCGGCCUUCUCCCCGCCCAACAGGAGCUUCGGACAGUCCUUCCCCGGCAGCUGUCACUCACAGAACUCGGGCCAGCUGCCGAGCAAGCCGAGCAAGGACGGCGCCAAGCUGUCCGUGAAGCUCAACUCGUUUCACUCCCUCUUCCAGCACUCGCUGGGGGAGAAGGCCGGCGGCGGCGCCGGCGGCGGCGCCGGCGGCGGCGGGGGCGGCGGGCUGGAGCUCCGGGGCCCGUACUGCAGGGAGCUCCUGGAGGAGGCCGCCCGGAAGUUCAGGGAGGGCUCGGCCAGGGACAUUCAGGCGGCCAAGAUCGCCGACAGGUACGGCAAAGACUUUCCGUCCAAGCCCGCGGGGAGCAAGAUGGCGUCCGGCGAGGCGCUGUCCUUCUCCGUGGAGGCCAUUCUGAAGAGGCCCGCGCCCGCCAUGAGCCGAGCGUUCCAUUGAUUUCCAUUAAGAGUCUUUUCUUGCACUAUAAACGUCAGGUUGGUCUCGCGUCUCGCGUUGUGGUUUUUGGGGUCAAACAUAAUCUUAAACACACCGGCACUGCAAUAGAAAAUAGAAGAUUUGUUCUUCCCAUGUAAUAUUUAUGUACAGUAUAUUAUAUUUUCCACCUGCAUGUAUUAAUAACUUUAUUCUGAGUAUUUAAACAUUAUCCCAACGUUUUCCUCAUGUCAAUAAACUUUAAAAGACUGAACUCUUUCCAUAAAAGGUCUUGUAUUUCAUUUUAGGACGUGUUUAACCGUGAACAGGUUUUUGUUUAGGUCAGAAGUUACUCUGCACACGGGAAUAAAUCAAUGCAGACUUUUACAUUC
Messenger RNA from Pungitius pungitius (ninespine stickleback), 2233 nucleotides. RefSeq names its product doublesex and mab-3 related transcription factor 2a (gene dmrt2a). NCBI's taxonomy places the organism in Eukaryota, Metazoa, Chordata, Actinopteri, Perciformes, Gasterosteidae. The record is from RefSeq and is a predicted model, not a curated record. The transcript is spliced from 4 exons. Gene Ontology annotation, molecular function: DNA-binding transcription factor activity, RNA polymerase II-specific; RNA polymerase II cis-regulatory region sequence-specific DNA binding. Bases 279 to 1865 code for a protein of 528 amino acids. Gene Ontology annotation, cellular component: nucleus. Gene Ontology annotation, biological process: regulation of transcription by RNA polymerase II; sex differentiation.